Mugil cephalus (flathead mullet) is the source of this 1589-nucleotide messenger RNA. RefSeq names its product prohibitin (gene phb1). Gene Ontology annotation, cellular component: mitochondrion; membrane. NCBI's taxonomy places the organism in Eukaryota, Metazoa, Chordata, Actinopteri, Mugiliformes, Mugilidae. Gene Ontology annotation, biological process: mitochondrion organization. The coding region runs from base 10 to 915 and encodes 301 amino acids. The transcript has 7 exons. The record is from RefSeq and is a predicted model, not a curated record.
CUACAUCCAAUGCGCAUGCGCAGUGAAGUAGAUAUUUCAUGUGUUGUACGUCGUGUCCGGUGGAGGUCACAGAUAUCCAAGGGAACUGAGGUUUCUGUCAUGGCCAAGUUAUUUGAGUCUAUUGGAAAGUUGGGGAUUGCCCUAGCCGUCGGUGGAGGUGUUGUGAACUCCGCCCUUUUUAAUGUUGAUGCAGGGCAUCGUGCCGUGAUAUUUGACAGGUUCCGAGGCGUACAGGACACUGUUGUCGGUGAAGGGACACACUUCAUCAUUCCCUGGGUUCAGAAACCUAUCAUCUUUGAUUGCCGCUCCCGUCCACGCAACGUGCCUGUCAUUACAGGCAGUAAAGAUCUUCAGAAUGUUAACAUCACAUUGCGUAUUCUGUUCCGACCGGUCUCGAGCCAGCUACCACGCAUCUUUACUAGUAUUGGUGAGGACUAUGAUGAGAGGGUGCUGCCAUCCAUCACCACAGAGGUCUUAAAGGCUGUAGUGGCCAGGUUCGAUGCUGGUGAGCUCAUCACUCAGAGAGAACAUGUUUCUCGUCAAGUCAGUGAGGACCUUACAGAAAGAGCCUCCACUUUCGGCCUCAUCUUGGAUGAUGUUUCACUGACGCACUUGACCUUUGGCAAGGAAUUCACAGAGGCUGUUGAGAUGAAACAGGUUGCCCAGCAGGAGGCAGAGAGGGCCCGUUUCAUUGUAGAAAAGGCAGAACAACAGAAGCAGGCUGCUAUCAUCUCCGCAGAGGGAGAUUCCCAAGCUGCCUUGCUCAUUGCCAACUCUCUGAUGGCAGCUGGUGAUGGUCUGGUAGAGCUCCGUAAGCUGGAGGCAGCCGAGGACAUCGUCUUCCAGCUCUCACGUUCACGCAAUGUCACUUACCUGCCCUCAGGACAGGGCACAUUGCUUCAGUUGCCUCAGUGAUAACAUCUCGCCCCCUGUCUAACCCACUUUUGCUGUCACCAUCUAUUAUACGGGCCAUGGAAGGGGUGGUUGGAGGAUUCAGUAAAGGAUUCUCUCAACUUCACAUACAUUCCUCCCACUCUUUCUCUAACCAACUCUGGACUGGGCUCUGCUGCAGCAUAGCAGAAAGGUGGGAGACAAAGUGAGAGGUCUGUGAUGGAUACAUAUAUGAAGCCCCCCCUUAUGUGAGAAAGUAAUGGGGUUAAUUGAUAAUCUGAUUAUCCAUACAAGUAUAGUACUUUGUUUUGAGAAGAAUUGCCAAAGCAGUUAAUGCUCUAACGAUUCAUGCUACGUUGUUUCAGAGUGAAACACAUCAUUAUGGAAAGUAAAUCAUCUUACAUCAAGGAAAUGCGUGUGAUUCCUUUAAAAGAUUAGAUUAUAAAUAACAUUAUUCUGUAACUAUUCUCGAACCACUACACUUAAGAUAUAACUCACUUGGCAUGGCUUAUUGAUAGAGGUCUUGGAAAUUAUUCAUGGAAUAUAUUACCACCCCAUAUAAAUUGGAAUGUAUCUAUGGGACAGCAGAGGUUGAAGUCAAUCUUUACAUUUAUUGCUGUGUCUUUAGUUUGUGUGAGAAAGUGUACUCCCCAUGUAUCAGAAAUGGCUCAACAAUAAAAUUGUCUUUCUACCUCCCA